Messenger RNA from Nicotiana tabacum (common tobacco), 1355 nucleotides. Its product is annotated as putative mannitol dehydrogenase. The record is from RefSeq and is a predicted model, not a curated record. Gene Ontology annotation, molecular function: oxidoreductase activity, acting on the CH-OH group of donors, NAD or NADP as acceptor; zinc ion binding. NCBI's taxonomy places the organism in Eukaryota, Viridiplantae, Streptophyta, Magnoliopsida, Solanales, Solanaceae.
CUCAGGAAUAGCAGCGUGCAAUAAGUCCCCACUGGAGCAUUAAUCCAUAUACUUUUUCCAGUCUGUUCCAGUUUUGGCACUGAGUAAUAUUAUUCAACACGCUCUGAGAAUAAAUGGUUAAAGCACCAGAGAACGAACACCCACAAAAAGCUUUUGGGUGGGCUGCUAGGGACACCUCCGGAAUUCUGUCGCCGUUCGAUUUCUCUCGGAGACAAAAUGGUGAUGAUGAUGUUACUGUCAGGAUACUUUACUGUGGCGUAUGUCACUCCGACUUGCAUUGUUUGAAGAAUGAGUGGGGAUUCACAAAAUACCCUAUCGUCCCUGGGCAUGAAAUUGUUGGUCUAGUGACUGCAGUUGGCACUAGUGUCCAUAGAUUCAAGGUUGGUGACCGAGUUGGAGUUGGAGUGAUUGUAGGCUCCUGUCACACGUGUGAUAUCUGUGAACAGAGCUUGGAAAACUAUUGUCCCAAAGUUAUGUUCACCUACAACUCCACAUACCAUGACGGUACAAGGACAUAUGGUGGUUACUCCGAUAUGAUAGUUGUUCAUCAGCGCUUUGUUCUUCAAUUUCCUGAAAACCUACCUUCUGAUGCUGGAGCACCUUUAUUAUGUGCUGGAAUCACUGUAUACAGCCCAAUGAAAUACUAUGGUAUGACCGAGCCAGGCAAGCAUUUGGGUGUUGCUGGAUUAGGGGGGCUUGGUCAUGUUGCUGUGAAGAUUGGAAAGGCCUUUGGGUUAAAAGUUACUGUCAUCAGCACUUCUCCUAAGAAGGAAGAUGAGGCCAUCAAGAAGCUUGGUGCGGAUGCUUUCGUUUUAAGUAGUGAUCCUACAAAAAUGAAGGCUUUUGUAAAUACUAUGGAUUACAUUAUUGACACCAUUGGUGCGGUUCAUCCAUUGGCUCCGUUGCUCAGUUUGCUAAAGGUGGAUGGUAAACUUGUCACUGUUGGGUUACCUGAAAAGCCACUGGAGCUUCCGAUUUUCCCUUUAGUUUUGGGUAGGAAGCUAGUUGGGGGAAGUGACAUUGGAGGCAUGAAAGAGACGCAGGAAAUGUUAGACUUUUGUGCAAAGCACAACAUUACAGCAGAUAUCGAGCUGAUCCGAGUGGAGCAAAUCAAUACGGCCAUGGAACGACUUGCAAAAUCUGACGUUAAAUACCGGUUUGUGAUUGACAUUGCAAACUCUAUAUCAUGCCCUGGUCGUUCAAUGUAGUUGCUGUUUCUUCCUUCAAUACCAGAAAAAAACUCAUAUUCGAAAAAUUGAGCAUGUAUUUGUGAUAAGUUGAUAUAUGACUGAUCAACUUGUGAGUUAUGGAGUAUUAUUAAGACGAGAAAUGUUUGAGCUUCUGUGUUUUUAUCA